UCUGCUACCGUCAUCGCCGCCUCGCCGAUUCCGGCCUCCACAAACACUAAUCGGCUACCGUCAUCGCCUCCACGACUCUACGUUUCCCGAUUCAAGUUGUUUGUUACAGUAUGCGAUGUUGCAGGAUGGGUUUUCAAGAUAUAUGCUUGGAUUGGUUGUAACUCUGAGAAAUUUGGCCGCUUAUAUGCAGCCGCGCCUACUUGGCCGAAAAAUACAGUGAUUGUUAGUUCAAUACUUGGAGGGGUUUCUGACAAUACUGGAUCUGGCAUUGCUCAAAGAUUAGUGAUAAAGACUGGUCUCAAUGUGAUUUUGGCUUGCAAUAUACCUAAGAAUAGUCCUAUGAGUGAGGUAAAUGCGGAGAAGAAGUUGGUUGAGAAGCUGAUGAGUUUGGGGUAUACAAGGCCAAAAUCUUCAUAGCAAAGAGGGACCGCCUUUUUGUUUGGUGGUUGAAAGUGCCAUUAUGAUAUAUGUUAUGUACCUGUUGAAACAGUGGAAUUAUUAAAGGGGGUUCCAUAUACUGAUUUACUGAUAGUAAUUUGUUAUGUUUUCCUCAAUAGUUGAUAUUCAGUGAUUUGGAGGUGUUAUAAUUGAAUCUUCACUAGCUCUAGCUUUUUCCUUAUUAGGAGCCCUGUCUUGUUACACAAGAAAGGUUACUGUUAUGAAGAAAAUUUUAAGUUUCCCUUG
Messenger RNA from Pistacia vera, 684 nucleotides. RefSeq lists its product as uncharacterized. Lineage: Eukaryota; Viridiplantae; Streptophyta; Magnoliopsida; Sapindales; Anacardiaceae. Gene Ontology annotation, biological process: proteasome assembly. The annotation marks the transcript as partial. The record is from RefSeq and is a predicted model, not a curated record. The transcript is spliced from 6 exons.